CGGCAACAGAGUUUGUCGCGACAUCCGAACUGAGCACAUUUUAAUGCAACUUUGGUACAACUUUGGUAGUUCCCUGACCUAAGCUCCCAACAAUGAAUGGCAGAAGCACAGCAGCUCUCCAGAGCGUGUUAUCAUCGGCCUGGCAGCAGCCCCCUCGCCGCAUCUGCCAUAUCCGACGAGUCCGGCGAGUGCCGCAACUAGCCGGCAGAUGGCUGUGCAGCACGCCGGCCCGGCACACAGACGGCGUGUUCCGCGGCCUGACAGACACCCGGUUGUCAAUACCCUGGAUCGAAGCUUGGAGACUCCAAAACGAGGGCAAGAGCCUGGCUUCGCUCGAGGGGCUACCCAAGGAACGCGAUCUCUCACCUAAGAAGAUGAGCGACAGCUAUCACCGUGUGAUCCUCCCUCUUGGGCGCGAUCCGUGGCUUUCUGACACCUACAUUAACUCAUCAGGCCACAUUCGUCUUGGGACAAUCUUUAUGGACCUGGACGCCUUGUCGGGCAUCAUCGUGUACAAGCACACCGGGCCUGGCGUGACUACAGUCACGGCCGCAUUGGACCGUAUCACCAUCGCUCACCCGCUCACCGAGAUCUGCGAUCUGGAAUACAGCGGCCAGGUGACGUAUGCAACGGGCAGGAGCAGCGUGGAGAUCACCUGCAAAGUCGCCAGGGCGAGAGGCGAAGGCGAGUCGAGCAAGCCCGAAGACGUCCUCCUAACGUGCACCUUUACUAUGGUUGCCCUGGACUCCGUCACCAGGAAACCCACCAACAUCCCGGGACUGAUCUGCUCCACGCCCGAGGAGGAGAAGAUUUUCAAGACCGGGGAGGCAAAGUCUCUGGCGAUGAAGCAGAUGGUCAAGAACUCCCUCCUCCAGCAGGAGCCCAAUGACGCCGAGUCGACUUUGAUUCACAACAUGUGGCUGAAGUCGCUCGAGUACCACGACCCCAACAAGCCGCUAAGGCAGCCCCAAAACGUCGUAGCCAUGGCUGCCACGAGGCUGUCGACCGCCUCCAUCAUGCAGCCGCAGUACCGCAACCGGCACCAGACCAUGAUCUUCGGCGGCUACCACCUGAAGCAGACCUUUGAGCUGGCCUUCUGCUGCGCGUCCAGCUUCGCCCACGCUCGCCCCACCUUCAUCAGCGCCGACCCCUGCACUUUCCACAACCCUGUACCCGUCGGCAGCGUCCUCUACCUGACCGCCACCGUCGCCUACACGGACCCGCCGCUGCUCGAGGACGACGGCAGCGAGCCGCAGCAAAAGGACCCCAACAAACCCAUCACCCGUGUCCACGUCCGCAUCGACAGCAAAGUGAGAGACGUCGAGCACGGCAACGCUAAGCCGACCGGCCAGUUCAACUACACCUUUUCCGUUCCCAAAGACCUCAAAGUUAUGCCACAUACGUACCAGGAGUACAUGGUGUAUGUUGAUGCGAGGCGGCGAGUGCAGGCCGGCGACCUGCAGAAACGCCAAGACCCUGUCGGUCUUAAUGAAGACCAGGAACGCCUCGUGGGGAGUGCUAAUAUCACUGAAUAGAUUUGCACUAGUCUCUUUACGUAGAGGCUGCAGUUGAGGAACUAUGACCUAAGUUUAGCAGAAGUGUUGCCAAACAUUGUCGUUCUAGGUCUUCGAAGAGCGGAGGAUGAAGGAGUGACGUGGUGAAUGGAAAAGGCACGGGCCGCUUCAGGCUAGGAUGAGUCAGCUUCGGACCGGAUUUUCUGCGCUUCCAUAUAAGAGCGUGAUCAGGGCCUCAAAUUGUAAGAUCAUCAUCAAUUACGCAGACUUACACGGAUUUACAAGCAGC
This is a messenger RNA of Phialemonium atrogriseum, 1803 nucleotides long. Its product is annotated as HotDog domain-containing protein. Gene Ontology annotation, molecular function: fatty acyl-CoA hydrolase activity. Lineage: Eukaryota; Fungi; Ascomycota; Sordariomycetes; Cephalothecales; Cephalothecaceae. Bases 93 to 1535 code for a protein of 480 amino acids. The transcript is spliced from 3 exons. Gene Ontology annotation, cellular component: mitochondrion. The record is from RefSeq and is a predicted model, not a curated record. Gene Ontology annotation, biological process: acyl-CoA metabolic process.